GUGGUGGUGGCUACGGUGGCUACGGUGGUGGUGGUGGCCACGGUGGUGGUGGUGGUGGUGGUGGCGGCGGCUACGCCUCCCUCUUCGCCUCCCCCGCGGCGCUGGAGCCGCCCGCCUUGGACGACGACUUUGUCGGCGGCGGAGCCUCCACCGCCUCCACCGCCUCCGCCGCCUCCCGCCUCCACCGCCCCCGCCGCCACCGCCCCCGCCGCCGCCGGCCCCGCCCGUCGUCUCGAGGCCCCGGACACUUCGGGCCCGAGCUCGCCAGGGUCCUCUCGGCCCACCUGGUCCACUCCAGCCUGCCAGGCCUCUCCAGCCUGGAGCAGAUGUGCCUGCUGGCCCUCGCCGAUACGGUCGCAGGCACCGGCACGCACGCCGUGGGUGGGCGCGGGCUGGCCGGCUCCGCCCCCAGCUCACUGAGCGACGCCGACGGCCUGGCACUGGGGGGAGGUGCCGGGGGUGGGGGCUACGCUUCCAUGGCAACCGGUGGUGAGGCACUGGACGAGUGUGGGGUGAGGUUCCUGCUUGCGAUGAGGCUCCACCUCUGCCUGCUCACCUCACUCCCUCCCGUCUACCGCACCCAGCUGCUUCACCAGGGCCUGUCCACGUGCUACUUUGCCUGGGCCUUCCACUCGGAGGCGGAGGAGGAGCUGCUGCUGAUGGUGCCGGGCGUGAUGGCCGGAACUGCCCAGUGGGCUCACCUGAAGGCGAUGGGCGCGGGCUGGUGGUUGCGCAACCUCAACACGCUCCGGAGGGCCGUGGAGAAGGUCGCCAAGGCGGCGUUCCAGCAGCGUGGAGACCCCCUGGACGCUGCCCUCUUCUACCUCGCCCUGCACAAGAAGGGGGUCGUGUGGGGGCUCUUCAGGUCUCGUGGCGACGUCAAGAUGACUUCCUUCUUCAGCAACAACUUUGGCGAGGAGCGAUGGCGUCGUGCUGCACUCACCAACGCCUACGCGCUGCUGGGGAAGCAGAGAUUCACUCACGCUGCAGCCUUCUUCCUAUUGGCUGGCUCGCUGCACGACACAAUAGAGGUGUGCCUGGAGAAGCUCCACGACCUGCAGCUGGCCCUGGUGGUGUCUCGUCUCUACGAAGAGGGGGACAGCAGUGAGAGUACAUACAGGCUGGUGUUGCGUCACCGUAUCCUGGGCGGGCCUUCCCCGGAGGGCCGCGACGACUUCCUGCCGCCCCACGCAGACCCCUUCCUACGCAGCAUGACGCAUUGGAUUCUGGGUAGCCCCUCGCGGGCCCUGCAGGCCCUGCUGGAGCAGCCCGCCCCACCGGGUCACCCAGAGACGUCCAUCGCUGUGGGUGGAUGCGUCUCUUGCUGUGACCCAAGCGUCUUCAACUUCUACAACUUCCUGCGUGCCCACCCGCUCAUCCAGCGGCAGCGCCGCUUUGCUUCGCUGGCCGCGGACGGAGGUGGAGGAGGAGGUGGAGGAGGAGGUGGAGGAGGAGGAGGUGGAGGAGGUGACGAGGAAGAGGUGAACUCGCUUGAGAGGAGGCUGCUGUUCAAGACAGCCAACGCCCACUUCAAGUCCGGCUGCCCCAUGCUAGCGCUGGAGGUGCUGGCCAAGAUGCCGGCAGUCAGGCGAGGAGGUGGCAGAGGAGGUGGAGGAGGAGGUGGCGGAGGAGCAGCAUCAUCAUCAGCAGCACCAGCAUCAUCAUCAGCAGCAUCAUCAGCAGCAGCAGCAGCGUUGCCGCCAUCCUCUUGCGAGUGGGAGGAAGAUGUCAUAGCCCAGCAGCUGAAGUUCAGAGCGUGCUUGAAGGUGCUGAUGACGGAGCUGCGUACUCUGGCCACGGGCCGGGAGGCGGACGGCGCCAAGCUGAGGGCUCAGCUCCACACGUGGCUACACAGGGAGACGGGAGCCCUGAGCACCGUCUUCGGACAGACACAGGAGACACCCGACACUGGGGAGGACUCACGCCUGCAGUGGCUGAAGAGGAACCAGGCCCUCCUCAGAAUGUUCCUCAGCUACUGCAACCUUCACGGAGCGCUUGGAGGAGGCCUUGCCUCAGUACGCAUGGAGCUGAUCCUGCUACUUCAGGAGUCGUUGCAGGACGACCCCCACCCCCCGACCCCUGCAGGCGUGGGGGUGGGGGUGGGGGUGCCUCCGGCCCGCACCGUCAUCCCGGGCCCGGCCCAGCACCUGACACUGCUGUCCAGCGACAUCUUGGAGGCCUUCGCCUGCCUCCACGACCCCCCACACCCACACAGGCCCUGCCAGCAGGUUCAGGUGAUGUACUCCCUGGCUGCGUCUCUGUCCGCCUGCGUCCACCAGUCUCUCUGCGACAGUCCCGGAGAGAGCUGGUGCGACUCUCCGUGGUUCUCCGGGAUGACCUACACCGCAACCGGCACCGCCGGCACGUCGCUGUUGGCGGUGUACGUGGCGCUGGUGGCGCGAGGCCUGGCCAGCCACGACCCCUCGCUGCUCUACCGCCUGGCCGCACGUCCGCCGGGCACCGACGCCGCCUGGCGCGCCGUCUUCGGGGGCUACGCCGUCGCCGACGCCGACGCCGACGCCGACGCCGGCGGCAACGCCGCCGAAGACGGCGGCGUUGCCGGGCCGGCGACGUCGGCGCUUCAGCGGCGGGGGCGGCAGCGGGAGGGGGGAAGCGGGGAAGUGCUCCCCGUGCACUCCACCCUCUCCCUGUCCGCCCUCCGCACCCUGGAGUGCUGGGAGCGGGCAUCCCGGGCCUCCCUGGACGCCCGCGGGGGUCCUCCCCCCGGCUUCCUGGACCCCGGCCCCGUGCCGCCACUCCUCUCGGCCUCGCCCCAACCGCCGGCGGCACAGCCGGCGGCACAGCCGGCGCCCGCCCACCGGCACGGGCGCCACGCCGAGGGUGCGGGGGCGGCCACCCGGGCGGCCGUGGCGGCCGCCAUCCACGCCAUCGGGGCCGGUGGCAGGACGCCCUUCAGCAUGGAGCAGCUGCACUCCACCUUCCUGCGCUACUCACUCACCCACAGGCGUCCUCAGCAUGAGCUGGAGGCUGAGCAGGGUGAGCUGAGUGGGCCGGCUCGGAUUGUCCACAAGGAGACCGACGCCAUCAACGCCUUUGCUGUCAACAUGGCGAACCCGGCGUGUCUCGCCCUGGCAGGGAGCCACGACCUGCAGGAGCUCGACGUCUCCUCCGUGCUCACGUCGCGCACGCACAGCUGGCUCAUCAAGAGGAAUCUCAACAACGUCAAGAAGAUAGCUUCACACCCUACACUGCCGUACUACGUGACGGGGGCCCAGGACGGCAGCGUCAGGAUGUUUGAGUGGGGCCACGCCCAGCAGCUGAGCUGCUACCGUCAGCCUGGCAAUGCCCGUGUCACCCACAUCACAUUCACACAGCACGGGGAGCGG
Petromyzon marinus (sea lamprey) is the source of this 3347-nucleotide messenger RNA. Lineage: Eukaryota; Metazoa; Chordata; Hyperoartia; Petromyzontiformes; Petromyzontidae. The record is from RefSeq and is a predicted model, not a curated record.